CCCGGAAAAGAGGCGCUGAGCCCGGAUCGCUACCCGAGCACGUCCUGGAGAGGAAAAAGGCCUGCUGGGGCAUUCUGACUAGUCAAGGCUGCAGUUGAAGACCUUCACAGGACUCUUCACUGUUUUUUCCGUGAUGGACGGAAUCUGGUCUUGUCCAACCCUAAAGUGGAACUUGUCAGUGACCCUCCCUCUCUACAGAAUCAAGGACUGUGACUUUGCAGGGUCCUGGGCAGAUCGCUCCCCUCUCCAUGAAGCAGCUUCUCAGGGUCGACUGCUUGCCCUACGCACUCUGCUGGCCCAGGGAUAUCACGCCAACAUUGUCACCAUUGAUCAUGUAACCCCUCUCCAUGAAGCCUGCCUGUCAGGACAUGUAGCCUGUGUCAGAGCAUUAAUACAUGCUGGAGCUAAUGUGAAUGCUGCUACCAUCGAUGGUGUCACUCCUCUGUACAACUGUUGUGCUUCUGGGAGUGUCGGUUGUAUGGAACUGCUGCUGCAGAAUGGAGCACACACCCACACACCACACACACACUUCCCCUCGGCUCUCCACGAAGCCUGCAAGAGAGGUAACAGCCAGUGUGUAGAGUCCCUGCUGUCUCAUGGGGCAGAUCCAGACUAUGAAGUGUCCCACUUGGGUUCUCCUCUCUACAUGAGCUGUCUACACCGACACACAGCCUGCUCAAAGAUUCUGCUUCACAGAGGAGCCAAUGUUAAUGUAGGCAGAGGUGGUGACAGUCCUCUGCACGCCUCUGUCAGACAGGACUGUGCCGAUCAGGUGUCACUGUUACUGGAUUAUGGAGCUGAUGUCAACAUCAGAGACAGUAAUGAUCAGCGGCCUGUGGAGCUAGCGCCUGUUGGUGGAAAAACACAACAGCUGCUACUGACAUUUGAAGUUUCUCCGAGGAAUCUCUGCCAGUUGUGUCGUCUCCAGAUCAGGAACCUGAUUGGUCAAUCCAGACUGAAACUGCUCCCCCUCCUUCCUCUCCCUUCACUGCUCACUCACUAUCUGGAGCACAUAGGAUGAUGGGCACACAUACACAUGCAGCAUGAAAGGGAAAAGCAACUGCAAUUCAGAUGCAAUUCUGUUAACAUUUUAAAUUAGAUGUGCCAAGCCCCUUAUAACCACAUGUGAUGUUUACACAUCACAAUGUUUUACACUGUAUGGUUGAGUUUGGCUACUACAAUGUCAUUACAUCCAAAUACACUGCAUUUAAUCUACUGCACGCUGUACUCUGGUACAUAGUGCAAUGCCUUUGUGUUGCCAUAAUUGGCACAAUCUGUGUUUAUUUAAAAUGUUUAUUCAAUAUGACUUACACACAAUAUGUCAUUUUGUAAAUAGUGGACUUUCCAUUGGCAAGUGCUUGCCUUCAGGUGUCAAUAAAUGAUCCCCCAGCCUUCACAUUUUUAAAUCACGACUUAAAACUCACUUUUAUUCAUUGGCCUUUAAACCUGCUUGAGAGGUGUAUUCUGCAUUUUCAUUUUCCAGUUUGUUACUUGUUUUAAAUGUUCGUUUUGUUACACUUGUUUAUAAUCUGUCCUAAAUCAUGUCAAUGUCCAGCACUUUGGUCAACCUGGUUGUUUUAAAUGUGCUUUACAAAUAAAGUUGGACUGGAUUGGA
Molecule: messenger RNA, 1615 nt
Organism: Perca flavescens (yellow perch)
Lineage: Eukaryota; Metazoa; Chordata; Actinopteri; Perciformes; Percidae
Gene: asb5b
Product: ankyrin repeat and SOCS box containing 5b
Exons: 8
Coding region: 134-1021 (295 amino acids)
Biological process (GO): intracellular signal transduction; positive regulation of protein catabolic process; protein ubiquitination
Molecular function (GO): protein binding
Source: RefSeq, a predicted model, not a curated record